Pangasianodon hypophthalmus (striped catfish) is the source of this 2814-nucleotide messenger RNA. Its product is annotated as interferon-induced GTP-binding protein Mx1. The record is from RefSeq and is a predicted model, not a curated record. Bases 132 to 2030 code for a protein of 632 amino acids. NCBI's taxonomy places the organism in Eukaryota, Metazoa, Chordata, Actinopteri, Siluriformes, Pangasiidae. Gene Ontology annotation, biological process: defense response to virus. Gene Ontology annotation, molecular function: GTPase activity; GTP binding; microtubule binding. Gene Ontology annotation, cellular component: membrane; cytoplasm; microtubule. The transcript has 12 exons.
AACCCGGUGUGUAUAAGUUUCAGUUUUUUAAGAAGCACAGAGGAAACAGAGCUGCUGUGUAAAAGCGCACACGAAGUCACAUUCCUUGUUCAUAAUUGUUGAUUGUUUACCGAGUUUCUGAGCUGUCGGAGAUGAGCGCGAGCCUGAGUGAGCAGUAUGAGGAGAAGGUGCGUCCGUGCAUCGACCUGAUCGACUCUCUGCGCGCGCUCGGUGUGGAGAAGGACCUCGCGCUGCCCGCCAUCGCCGUGAUCGGAGACCAGAGCUCGGGGAAGAGCUCGGUGCUGGAGGCGCUGUCCGGAGUCGCGCUGCCCCGCGGGAGUGGUAUUGUGACGAGAUGUCCACUCGAGCUGAAGAUGAAGAGGAGCCGAGAGGAAGACUUCUGGCAUGGAAAGAUCAAGUACAAGAAAGAUCAUGAUCAGGAUCAUGAGGAAGAGAUUGACGAUCCAGCAGAUGUGGAGAAAAAGAUUAGAGAAGCUCAGGACCAUAUGGCUGGGGUCGGCGUGGGCAUCAGUGAAGAGCUCAUCAGCCUGGAAGUGACGUCAGCUGAUGUUCCCGACCUCACACUCAUCGAUCUGCCUGGUAUUGCUCGAGUGGCAGUCAAAGGCCAACCAGAGAACAUCGGAGAACAGAUUAAGAGGCUGAUCCGAAAGUUCAUCACAAAGCAAGAAACCAUCAACCUGGUGGUGGUGCCGUGUAACGUGGACAUCGCCACUACUGAAGCGCUGAGGAUGGCUCAGGAAGUUGAUCCAAAUGGCGAGAGAACCCUCGGCAUCCUAACGAAGCCCGACCUGGUGGAUAAAGGCACGGAGGACACGGUGGUGUCCAUCAUCCAUAACGAGAUCAUUUACCUCACUAAAGGCUACAUGAUCGUCAGGUGCCGAGGGCAGAAGGAAAUCAUGGACCGCGUCUCUCUGCACGAAGCCAUCGAGAAGGAGAAGGACUUCUUUAAAGACCACUCACAUUUCAGUGAGCUGUAUGAUGAAGGCAUGGCCACCAUUCCCAACCUGGCUGAGAAGCUCACACUCGAACUCGUCCAUCACAUCGAGCGAUCUCUGCCACGACUGGAGGAGCAGAUUGAGAUAAAGUUGGCUGAAACUCAGGGUGAACUGGACCGCUAUGGCUCAGGGCCUCCUACAGAACCAGGAGAGAGGAUCUUCUUCCUGAUUGACAAAGUCACAGCGUUCACUCAGGACGCCAUUAACCUCACGACCGGAGAGGAGCUGAAGAACCUCCAACAUCUCAACAUCUUCUCGAGCCUGCGGAGGCAGUUUGCUCUCUGGAAGAAUCAUCUGGACAACUCAGGAGAGACGUUUAAGAGGAAGAUUGAGAAGGAGGUGAACGAGUAUGAAGAAAAAUACCGAGGCAGAGAACUCCCAGGAUUCAUCAACUACAAGACCUUCGAGGUGAUGGUGAAGGACCAGAUCAAGCAGCUGGAGGAACCUGCCAUCAGGAGACUGAAGGAAAUCUCAGAUCUCAUUCGGAAGGGCUUCAUCCAACUGGCUCAAUCCAGCUUCUUGGGCUUCCCCAAUCUCCUCAAAAUGGCAAAGACUAAGAUUGAAAACAUAAAGCAGGCGAAGGAGUCGGAGGCCGAAUCAAUGCUGAGGACUCAGUUUAAGAUGGAGCUGAUCGUCUACACCCAAGACCACAUGUACAGCGACACCCUGAGCACGGUGAAGCUUGAGGAGGAAGAAGAAGGGAAACAAAAAAUUUGCAUUCCUCGCAUUGCUUCGUGUAGUUUAUACAAUCAGUCAGACAACAGAGCCACUCUUGAGGAACUGAUGCGUCACCUCAAGUCCUACUACAGCAUUGCGAGUAAGCGUCUGGCUGACCAGCUGCCGCUGGUGAUCAGGUACCUGCUGCUGCAGGAGUCGGCGGCACAGCUGCAGAGAGAGAUGCUCCAGCUCAUACAGGACAAAAACAACGCGGAGCAGCUGCUGAAAGAAGAUCAUGACAUCGGCAGCAAACGCAACAACCUGCAAAACCGCCAGAAGCGUCUGUUGGAGGCCCGCAACUACCUGGUCAAGUUUUAGAGUCACAUAUAGUGUCUACUUUGGACAUGGCGUUACUGUUGAUCACUCGAAGGCAAGUAAAAAGAGUGAUAUACAUUCAAUAAAUAAAUUAUAAUAGUAGCAAUGUUCCAAUAUUAUAAACAUUUGUCUUUUACUAUGCUGUUAUAAACUGAUUUAGUUCCCAUAAUUAGUGAAAGUGUGUGUCAGCUAUUUAAAAUACCUUUUUUUGUAUUGUAUAUUGAAAUUUCUGCUGCUGUCUGUUUCCCUUUUUUUUCAGCUGGAUCAAUCUUUCAAUAUUCUAGUAUGUACAUGUAUUUACCCUAUCAAGCUGUACUCCCCUCUUACUACCAUAUACAGUACUGUAUGAUCAUACUGUCAACAUAGCGUGUCAUAAUAUUAAAAAUACACUAUAUGGCCAAAAGUUUGUGGACACAUGAUCAUCACAUCAGUAUGUGAUUUUUGAUCAUCUCAUUCCAGAUGUAGUCCCCUGUUGUUGUCAUAAUGACUUUCACUCUUCUGGGAAGGCUUUUCACUAGAUAUUGGAGUGUGGCUUUGGGGAUUUGUGCUCAUUCAGUCGCAAGAGCAUUAGUGAGAUCAGGCACUGAUGUUGGGUGAGGUGUUCAGUGGGGUUGAGGUCCUAUUCACUGUGUUUAUGAGAAAAUUCCACGGAGACAGCUCACUCUUGUGAUAGAUAGAAGUUAAAAUAGCUCAGAGUUCGUGAAGAGACACUGUUUCUCAAUUUCAGAGUAUGUCAGUUGUCUUGAGUCUAUUCCUAAACAUUUGCCAUAAAAACUGAGUGAAAUGA